CUGCUCCAGGCGGAGCUGGGCUCUGAGUUCGGGUGUGAGGUGCAGGAAGGAAUCCCUGGAGCGGCACAGCCUCACGGAGACCCCCACCAACCCCGCUCCAAUCAUCACCCAGACUGCAGCUCAUCACAUCAACACAGGCAGCCAGGGCUCACCGGCGGGUAGACCGACCCACUCAGCAAGGGGGGGAUCUCUGACAGUACAUUUACUAAACCUGUAUAGUAACACAAAAAGCUACUUCCAGGCAUACUGCACCUUUAAUUUAAACUGAUAUCAGCGCUGGAUUUUACAUCAACCCCAGUUUAUUAAAAUAAAAUUAAAAAAUAGAUUGAAAUGCUCCUGGAAGAAUCCCCCCUUUUUUAUUAUUAAAAUGGUAUCGUCCAAUCCUUGGGAAUUGGAGCCAGAGUUCUAAGCACGAACGUUCUACAGGGAAAGCCUGGUUGGUUCGGACUUCCGGGGUAAACAGGGCGCCCGCCAUGGACUCCACCAAAAUGGAUCCCGUGAAGAAGGCGUAUUGUUUAGAGCUGUAAGGUGUCAUGGCGGCCGAAAGGAAUGAGGGUUUGCAGCUGGAGGUUCAGGGACACCAUGAACAGAAACGGGUUUGUGACUCCCGUGCCAAGUAUCGCGAAGGAAGGAGGCCGAGAGCUGUCAAAGUGAGUGACAGUAGGACCGUGCCCCCUCCAUUGCAAGCGGUGACUGGCAGAGGCUGCACACCUGAUCUCAAGCAGGGAUUUCAGGGCAGGGUUAUAGGAACCGUGACAGUUAUGGCGUUCACUAAAUUGGAAAUGGCUGGAAGUAUGAAUUCAAAGUGAAUUUUAACAUUUUAGACUAAAAUAGUUGAGAUGAAAACAUAGCAGCCUGGCUAUUUUGGUCACACAAUCUUGCUAGCUAAGCCACCUAAAUGUGCCACAAAUACAAAUACAUUCUGGUUUAUACACCAAACUCCGAAUUUGGACCUAAAUGGAAACAUUGAGGCCCAACCUGUCAAGGUGAAUUCAAAGUGAAUUUCAAAUUUAAGGUUAAAAUAGCCAAACUGGAAAAAUCUUUAAAAAGAUACUUGGAACUCCUAAAGCACUUUAGCGCGCUGAAAUGCUUUAUGCGUGAAAAGUGCAUUUAAAAAAUUAAUUUAAAAAAAUGUCCUUUCUUUUUUCUUCAUUUUACAAAAAAAAUGCAGGUUUGAAUAGAAAUGGCACUUUUAUAAAUGAUCCUUGUUACAAAAAUCCAGAUGUAUGCAUUUCUCCCCUACCGCCAAUGGGGGAAAAAAUGCAUACAUCUGGAUUUUUGGUAUCAGGUCUUGGGUUCUGUAAUCUUGAAGUACAUUGCAAAGUUUGGGAUGAAAUAUUAAAUUAAAAUUGUGCAAAAUGACUCUUUAUAUUUAAAUGUUAAGAGAUCUAUUUCUCACUUUUUUUUUCAGGUGUACACAAUCAAUCUUGAGUCUCGUUAUCUGAUGGUGCAGGGCGUUCCAGCAAUAGGUGUAAUGAAGGAGCUGGUAGAACAGUUUGCCCUCUAUGGCGUUAUAGAAGAGUACAAUCCUUUAGAUGGAUACCCUGCAGAGGAGUUCACAGACGUCUAUCUUAUUAAAUUUCAGAAGCUUCAGAGUGCAAGGUAAAGCUCAGAGUUUUCAAAGUGUCAAAUUGCCUCUAGCAACAUAGUCAUCACAAGAACUGGUUGUCAUGAGGUUGUUUUAUAUUUUUAAAUUUUUUUUUUUUUUUAAGCAUGUUCAGCAGAUGUCAGGAAAAAAAAAAAAAACUACCUGUCUAUCUGCAUAGUGCCAAGUAGUACCAGUAGACAAAGGAGCAGUUUCUGAGGCUGUUAUGCAUGCUUCUGUCUAUGCUCUUGAUUUUAAAGUUAUCAUAUUAAUGUUACUUCAAUACAUACUGUUUGAUAUUUAAUUAACACAGGAAUUUAUCUAGUGUCCUCCCUCUUAAUUCUAAAUGAAAAGCAGUUAGUCACUGCAGAUUGCAGUGAGGUACUCUCACCGACCAGGAACCAUGCAUGCAUCAUAUUUAUUAUGGCUGCAACGUGCUCAACAUAGAGUAACAUGCAAUGGAAUCCUUAGACUACAUUUUGCCUUUUUUUUUAUUAUUUAUUUAUUUUAUGUUUAAUGUCAAUACACAAGUAUUGGCAAUAGUGGAUGAGUAGGUCCCCCAAAUCUGAUAGUUGACGUGUUUCCCUCGAAACAUUGGAACUCCAAUUUAAACAGUUAUUAGAACAUUAUAGUCAACAAUAACCAUCGGUCCAGGGUUACGGUUUCUUACGGUGUGUCAGUUUAUCUAUGCUCCCAUCGACAUUAGAGUUGUAUUUUCAAAUUUGUACCAGGAUACUGGUUUCAGUAAAGAAUGAUGUAGAAGAAUGAGAAUCAGAAUUAGGAGGAAAAAGAAUGAAAACAAAAGCAGGAGUGAAGAGAGAGGGGGGAAAAAAAACAACAACAAAACACAAGAGGGCAGGAAGGAGAGUGGAGAACUGAGCUGCCUCCAUCCUGCCUAGCCGCCAUUGGCUGGUGCUUCUCCACCCACUUUUCCCCUCUCCUGGUAAACCAAAGCGAUAUUGGUGGGGCCAUGAUCCAUUUCAAGUAUAGGAGUAUCAAUUGUUUAGCUACAUUAAAGAUGCAUAUUGUCAGGGAGUACUUCUAUCUAAAAAGUGGUAUGAUGAAGAAGAUAUGGGGUCAGCAGAAAAGGUAGUGGACUAUAUGACAUUUUUGCAAUGAUAGAUGUAAUGUGCCUCCAAUAAGGUACUAUAACCAUGCACUACCACCAUAUGUCUGUGAAGGAACCUGUUCCUCCAUCACACCUCUAACAUAGACCAUCCAUUUCAGGAUGCAUCCUGCGCAAGCGAUCAGGUGUUAGGUACCAUUGCGUGAAGACCUUAUAUGCUGUUUCCUGUGUUUUACUUGCUAUGGCACAGUGGUGCACCAGGUCUUCUAUUUUGUUCUCCUGUGUGCCUUUGAAAGUUGUCCCUAAUGCCCAUUUGGAGUAGAAGGGAUGGAGUCCCUGUUGUACAUUUUGGCUUUAGUCCACUUUUGCUUCUGUCACAGAGGCAAUGGUUCAAUAAAAUGUUAUUGAUUCUAAGAACAAGAGCAUUUGCCCACUUCGUCUUUUUUAUUCCUUAAUUCUGUUUGUUUCUGAAAUAUUUCUCUUUUGCUUGUUUGCCUUCAGGGUUGCCAAACGGAAAAUGGAUGAACAUAGUUUUUUUGGUGGUUUACUUCAUGUAUGCUAUGCCCCAGAAUUUGAAACUGUUCAGGAGACUAGAGAGAAACUUCGGGACAGGAGAAUAUUUGUGGCAAGAUCAACAUCUGACAAAGGUUUGUUAAGAGAUGUGACCCCCUUUAGUAGGAAUAUAUUUGCCUCUUUCCACUAAAAAAAGAAUAGAUAUUAAAGGAAUACACCAAAAAUUGGUUGUAUUUUUUUCCAUUGAGAUCUUAUCCAGUCUUAAUACACCCACAGCUUUCUAUGUGAGCCGAUCAUAACCCAUAAAUGUCUGCAGAGCAAUGUCUUAUGGCAACAGCAAAGGUUGGAGAGCACAGACAGUAUUUUUAUUUUUUUAGACAGUAGACAGCAGAACUCCAGCUACCAUAAACCUCACCUAUGCAGAUGUUUUCAGGAUACCACGGACAGCGCCAGCCUUAGGGGUGUGCGAGCUGUGCGGCCGCACAGGGCACCAUGGGCGCAGGGGGCGCCAUGAGGCCUACACAGCUCACGCACGGCCGGCCAGGAUAAUAAAAAAAAAAAAAAAAAACCCUCCUCCCAAUAUUGUGGCAGGGGCGGACCUUACUCUGCAGCGGAGGCGGGGCUAAAAGUGCCGGGUAACUGCUGCAGGGGAAGCAAAAAGGAGUCCCUGCUUCCCCAACAACCAGUCUCCAGUAGCUGCACUGCCUCCACUCCUCCAUAAUGCACAGAUGUAAAUAUGUGUGAUUGUCUGCCUGUGUGUGUGUUUGACUGAAUGUAUGGCUGGCUGGCUGGCUGUACCUGUAUGUGUUACUGUCUGCCUUUAAUUGUGUGUGUUUAUCUGCCUGUAUCUGUGUGUUUUUGCCUGAUCCUGUGUAUAUGACUGUCUGCCUGCAACUGUGUGCAUGUGGUGGAUUUGGCAUUGUAUAUGUAUAACUGUGUGCACAUAACUCGGAAAAAAAUAUACACCUGCAUUUAGGGAUUCACCGAAAGGAAAAUUGUGGUCCGAAACCGAAAAUUCAGGAUACCCUUGGCCGAAAACCGAAACUGACUUUUUUCCCCAAAAGUUUUUUUUUUUUCUUAUAAUUUUAUUAUUAGACUUUUUAAUGAAUUUACUUAAUCUACUACAAAAAACUUCCGAUCUCCCUUCUCUUUUAGUGGUCCCCCUCCCUCCUUAAUGUUUCUCCCUCCCCCAUCUUUUUAGUAUUCUUUCCUACCUCCUCCCCAGUCCCAUAGUGUUCUUUUCUCCCCCUCCUCCCCUGUCCCAUAGUGAUCUCUCUCCCCCCGUCUCAAGUGCAGUAUUCUUGACUUUUCAAGUUAUAAUUUCCUUGUGAUAUAUAAUCAUCUGAAUUGUUAAUGCAAGCAUGUCUGUUAAACUAUGCACAACAACAAAAAAUCUUUAAAAACAUAAUGUUUUUUCAUUUCGGCAAAUUUGACCCGUUUUCAUCCGAAACAGGAUAGGCCCAUUUUUGGCUGAAAUUUCGGUGCAUACCCAGUUAAAAACCCUUUAUUUACCAAACAGGAGCGAUAGUGCCAGGAAUACAAAUUUGUAUUCCUGGCAUUAUAGUAACACUUUAAGCUGCACCCUUUGUCAAGAUUGUCAAACGUAGGAAAAAUACAUAAGACAAAGUAGUCCCUACAUUAUUAUGUUUAGAAAUCAAAAUAGAUCAGAACUGAAGAACAGAUUCUGAAAGAGGAAGAGAAGAGGAAACAUUAGGAGCCAGGCAGGUUUGAGGUGACAGCCGCUUUAGCUUUUUCUUUUGUUUCUUACAAUGAAGUUAAUUGGUUGUUGUUUUUUCCAGAUUAUAUAUAUUUAUUUUUAAAUUUAAUUAAAUCUUUCCUUUUGUCUACCUGAGAUGGCUUUCUAGCUCUGAACAAGACAUGGAAAAAAAUAAAUGAAAACAAAAGUGAACAAGUUAUGUUUUCUUUCAAAGACAGGUUUGUACCAGAGAAGAAACAAGACAUGUCUUCAUAUGAGUCUAAAACCCCUCAAUCAGAUUUCAUCCCUGUUCCUAGCAGCAGCUGUGGUACUCGUUCACAUCUCAAUGAUCUUAUAAGAUUUACCUCUACAUAUGCUAGAGCUAAUUUCCGCCAGGGCAGCACUCAGGACCCAUGUUCUGUCUUGGAGGAUACCGGUACCAAACCAUCUCAGGGGAAUGCUUCCCAAACAGAUGCAGCCUGCCACACACGAGGAACCCCACAGAACUCUAGACCAAGCAUUCCAAUGCAAAAUCAAAAUACCACCUCUGGGGGUAACUUUGUGAGAUUCACACCCAGAACUACCCAGCUACAGGAGAGACAGAGAAAAAGAGAACACAACAAUGCCCUUGCCCUGUGUGGAUCAAGUCCUGAUACCCAGGAUAUUGUAAUUGGACCACAGAUACCAGAAAUUCCAAAAUUUGAUAUGGACGAUACUUCUCUAAAUAUCUCUGCAGAUAUCAUUAGACAGAAACUAAAGAAGGUAUGCGUAUAUUUGUUUAUAUGUAUUAUGAUUAUAUAUCCUAUACUUUAAUAUUUUUUUUUUAUUUUUUUUUAAUGUGCCAGACAUGACUCAAAUUAGAAUUGUAUAUUUGUUAUUGUGGAACACUAGUAAAUAAGUGACAGAACAAACAACUAUAGUGUAUUAAAGGGACACAUCUAUGCCAAACUACAAAUAAUUGCUCUGGGCAAUUGCCUGCAUCUUGAGUUUAGCUUCACUGAGCUAAACAAACCAGGAAGUAGCAGGGCCAGUUGUCUGCUUGAAAGGCAUGUGGAUGUAACAAAGUUAAUUUGUAAAAGUGUCUUUCUUUUGAAAUCCGUACUUUUUGUAAAAUUAAAAAAGGGGACACAUUCUUCACACACAAUGUAUUUCAGAAAUCUAAAAUGCUUUAGGGGUCUGGAGUGUCUUUUUAAACAAAUACAGUCCGUUUGUGAAAAGAUUAGUGCUUGAAGGCAGCUUAUCUACACAUUAUCCACAAAGAGCCUACUGGAAGAUGGACAAGUUCAGUUAAAAAUUCAUCAUUACUGCCUCUUGAUGCUAAGUAGCUAUCAAAUUUUGUUACUUAACAGCUGCAUUGAGCAGCCAAUCGCCUCCAAAAGUGAUAUAGGUCCCUAAGAAAACAAGUGUAGCAGAAGGUAAUGGUAAAUUAACAGGGAACUAUAAUUGUCUGGAACAGUCCAGUUGAUGUCACAGGCUUUUUUCUACUUGAAUACGUGUAAUACCUUGUAUUUAUUGCACUUUUAUAACAGACUUUUUGAAUUUCUGUGUUUUGUUUUUUUCCUCUCUCUAUAAAGUUAUUAUAUACAAUAUGUAUGUCUCAAUCAAAGAGAACCCACAGUCCUAAUUGGGGAUUUAGUUCCUAGUUCUGGCCACCAGGGAUUACCCAUUUUGAAGGAUGCCUAUUUCAGGGGGUAAAUGAAUGAUAAGUAUUAUGUGGGUCCUAUUUGCUGCACGAGAAAGUUACGUAAUUCUUUACAGAAAAGGUUUGUAUUAGAAUUGUUUCUUUGCUGAUUCCUGCCCUAUUCUGUCUGAACUACUAAUACUGUUUAUCUUAUAGGUUUCUGGCACACCUAAAUUGGCCACUGUGGAAAAUACAUCAAAUGAGGCACAAUCUGAAGCUCCAAAGAAGCAGAGAAGAAGAAUUUAACUUUGACAGCUUAAUGUCUAUAUCCAUAUACUCAUAUCUGCAUGAUGUUUACUUUUUAUUAUAAAAACACAACACAUUUUACUGUACUCAUAAUGCAGAGAUUAAUAUAACACACAAUAAUGUGAGAGAUCUCUGGAGUGUGCACCCAUAAUUAAUUGUACAGAACAUUUGCAUUUGUCUUUCACAUUUACUCUGUAAUGGUCUAUAUGGGACCGUGAACACAGGCUUUUAUUAUAUGCACUGAUUUAAAGACAUGUCUUCCUCUUUUGUAAAGAUCAGCUGCUCAAUCUCCUUCAAUGAUAUGUAGAUCCAUUUCUAUUGAUCAUUUGGCUCUGUAAAUGCUUGUCGUUCAAAGGCCAUUAUGCUCUAAAGCGGAAGAAAAUGAGCAUCAUUAGCUGUUUCUUGGUAGAAAUGGUGUAGUUAAUUAAAAGUUCUUUUACAUGUUUUUAAAUAUGACACCGAGCACAGUAUUAAAAGUAAUCUGUCAUGCACAAAUUGGAAGGCAUACUCACCUCGAGGAAAGUAACCAACACAAUAUACUGGUGAAAUAGCAAAUGCAUGGAUUUAAAAAAAAAUACUUACCUGUAGAUCUCUUUCUUACUCUGCAAUGUGGCAUCAUCUAUAGAAAGCGAAGGCUAUGCAACCACGACGGAUGUAAGCAGCGUUCCAUGUUUCUUUGCAUAAAGUUGAAUGCUAUUAGUUAUGGGAUGCUUCCAUGUCACUUCAGGGGGCAGGAUGACUAACUACAACUGUUAUUUGUUACUUAAUGUUUUAAAUAGCAAGUCUAGGUCUGCAAUAUACACAAAAUUACUGCAAAAUGCAUCAAAUUUAAAGGGUUACUCCAAGCACCAAGCUUCAGUAAUUUGAAGUGGUUAUGGUGCUUGGAUCUGUAUGUGCAACGUUUUAGUAUAAAACUUUAUUUUUAAAUAAAUUAUGAAACUUACCUUCAUUUUGCAUUUCACUUAAAUGCUAGAUUUGUGCAUGGUGUGAAAACUUGCGUUGGCUGAACAGUUUUUCAUUGACAAUAGAAUUUCUGCACUUAUAAAACUCGAUUUGGGCUAACCAAAAGGGAGUGAAAAUGGGCCAAUAAGUGUACUGCAAAAUGCAUACAUAAUAUAACAUGAUGUAUAUAUUUUGAAGUCUGCAGCCCACUGAUUUAUUUUCCUGCAGUUUGGUUACUUUUUUCUCACUUCAUCUGUAAACUAAUCUCAGGAAAAACAGGCGUAUUCAAAUACUUUUUUUUAAUCUAUAGUGAUUGCUUACAUCCUAUAUUAAAUUUAUAAACAUAUUUGUUUCUUACUUCUCCUUUUCCCCCCUCUAUUGCUCACUUAUCACUUGAGCCGUGAAUAAAAAGUUAGUGACUGUCCCCUAGCCAUUAAUCAUAUCUCUUUUUUUUUUUUUUAGAGACCACACCACAGGCAGUAUUUAGAAUCACAAGUCAAUGAACAUGUUCGGCCAUUGCAUGCCUUGAUGUUUGUUUCGUCAUUUAGGUACAGUUCAAUCAUCUUGGAGUUCAUAAAUUCACUUAAUCGUUCCAAAUUUGGACGAAUCACAGUUCGGAUCAAACUGAACCUCCAAGUCUUCUACAUCCUAUAUAUGUAUUGAGUAUGUUUGUAAUAUUCUGUAGUUGGGAGGUGGGGGUAUUUGUUAUACAUCAGUUUUUGGUUUUGUUUAAAGUUCCUCUUUGACUGUCAUUUGCCUUGCACUCCAUAUUUUGAUUUCCUUGUGAAACAACUGUCUAUAUAUUAUUUUUGUAACUUUUUAGAAGAUGUUAUAAAAAUAGAAAAGCACCCCACCUUACUAUCUGGUAGGCACGGACCAAACGCUUCUAGAAGAAGGUUUUCAUCUCUUACAGCUUUUUCAAAAUCCGUAUAGGACAGUUUGCUGUCAUGGUCAUAAUCCUGCAAAAGAAGAAACACAUUUUACAUAAACUGUGCAUUUAAUACAUGAUUCACUGCGAAGGGCACAACAGUUAUAAAAUCCACAAUCAUUCAUUAAUGGGAAAUUUAGUUGGGUAAAAUAUAUGUUCUUUGUACUUUAUCUCUUUUGAAUGGUACUCCUGGAAAUGCAAGGCCUAUUCCUAUUUUGGUCAGUUUUUGACACAUUAUGUAAACACUAAUUGAAAAAAAUAAAUUAAAUAAAAGCAAACAAGUAUAUUUUUGGCAGAAGAGUGGGCCAUAAUUUUAUUUGGCUGCUUAACCUUGCUCUUCUAAUUUGUCGGUACUCAAAUAACGAACUCAUUAGUUCACUUGCAUCUCAACGUUGCCAGACCUAGCAAGUGGGACAGGGGUGCAGGGCAAGUCAUUUGUUUGGAUUUUCUUGUACUGGGCUAUGUCAAUUUUUGCACCACUUUGUGUAGGUUUACUAUGUUUAUUCCCCAAAGAGUAACUUGUUGAGAUGACAGCAGAUGUUCUUUUUUAUUAAAAUAGUAGUCAUCACCCACAAAGCUGAAGUGCUUUGACAGAGCCCUACUGGAUAGAGAAUUGUGACGGUAGUCACCAUCACUGAGGGUGGAAGAUGGACACUUUAUGUAGGUCCCCACAAUAUUCUUAUGUCUUAGUCACCCCAUGCCCAUUAUAAGUGCAGGGUGUGUAAAAUGUAUUUGUGUAUUGUGAAAUGUUUGUGUGCUCUCCUGUCCUGCUGCUUCUUUCAACCAACUUGGUCAGUAAUGGCUAACCUUGACACCAUAAAUUGUUUCUGGACUACAUUUCCCAUGAUGCUCAGCUAGCUUUUAGAGUUUAACUGCUAGCUGAGCAUCAUGGGAAAUGUAGUGCAGAACUAGUUUAUGGUGUCAAGGUUAGCCAUCACUAAACUAGGUGGAUUUGGCUGUGGAGCAUGUAAAAGCACCAUCUGUUGGUUGUCAAGGAUCUUGAAACAGCUAUAUGCACUACCUGAAAAGCAAGGUUUGCUAAUUUGCAUAUUCAGGUAGAUUUCAUAUUAUGAAUUCUUCAGGCAAGGAAGUUCCUGUAUGUGUCCCCAUAUGAUUUGGUUAUUUGUAUUAUAUUGAGGUUGUUACCGUAAGUUUAAUGUAAUGUGCAUACGGGCUACUCCUGUGAAAAUAAAAUAAAUAAAUAAAGCUGAUUGUGUUAGUUCCUUUUGGAA
Molecule: messenger RNA, 9889 nt
Organism: Pelobates cultripes (western spadefoot toad)
Lineage: Eukaryota; Metazoa; Chordata; Amphibia; Anura; Pelobatidae
Source: the annotation of a GenBank genome assembly